This is a messenger RNA of Helicoverpa zea (corn earworm), 3400 nucleotides long. RefSeq names its product BTB/POZ domain-containing protein 7. The record is from RefSeq and is a predicted model, not a curated record. The transcript is spliced from 27 exons. NCBI's taxonomy places the organism in Eukaryota, Metazoa, Arthropoda, Insecta, Lepidoptera, Noctuidae. Gene Ontology annotation, molecular function: protein binding. Gene Ontology annotation, biological process: morphogenesis of a branching epithelium. The coding region runs from base 340 to 3378 and encodes 1012 amino acids.
AUUGCAGUGAAACGGGGUGGCGUAGCGGAUUGCGCCCGUUCCCGUUUUUAACAUUUUUCACUAACUACGAGCUUCAUCCGUGACUUAUUUGUGUAAAAUAAUUAUAAGUCGAUAGUGAUAAGUGUUUCGAGUGCGCGACGGAACGCGAUGGACGCCGCAUGAGCUGUGAAAUAGUGCCUAACAAGUUACUGGUAGAUGUUGUUAAUGGCGUCCAGGACAGAAUAAAAUCAAAAUGUUUGUGUGAAAACGUGCAAUAAUCGGAGGAAGCUGCUGUGAUGUGUUUAGUUGCUGAGUGCGCAGACGCGUGGCUGGCGCGGUGAUGGCGGUGGCGGGCGCUCCAUGAGCCGGCUGCUGUGCUGUCUGUGUGCGCGCCCAGCCGACAUGGGCGCCGCGCUCUCGCAUCCUCAGGAGGGCGAGGCGUGCGAAGCCGCCGGCGUGGCUGCCGCUCCUCCUACCAUGGCUGAUGUCAUACGAGAGAGGAAGAAGAAGGCGGCGGGCUCGGGGCUGGGCACGCUGCGGCGCCGCAUCGCCCUCGUGCGGCGACCGCGCGACAACCGUCCCGACAGAGGCUGCGAGCACGCGCGCUUCAUCCGCGCGGUGGUGUCGUCGUGGCGGCUGGCGGAGGUGUUCCUGCUGUGCGAGGAGCUGGAGGCGGCGGCGGCGCUGCGCGACCUGGUCACGCAGGCCGAGCUGGCGCGCGAGCCCGCCGGCGCGCUGCACCAGGACCUCGCGCGGGCGCACGCAGACAGAUGGUGGUGUGACGUGGAGCUAGUAGGCGCGGGCUGGUCGAUCCCGGCACAUCGCGCGAUCCUGUCCGCGCGCUGCACCUACUUCCGCGACCUGCUGCAGAGAUACCCGCCGUCAUGUUGCCGCGUCCCCUUGGAAGGAGCCUGCUCAGCUCUCUCCCGCGAGGAGUUGGAGGCGGUGGUGCUGGCGCUGUACGCGGGGAACAUCGCGUGCUCCAGGAACACGCUGUGUCAUCUGUGUGCGAAGUGGGAUCGCGGCGUGAACGCGGACGGAGAUCUCGACAUCAUCAAUGUGGAUAAUAAUGCCACAUGUCGUUCGUGCUCGUGCAACCGCUCCCGCACGGACGCGUCCACCCUGCGCCGCCUCGGCGCCCUGCUCGGCUUCACGGCCGACGCGCUGCACCGCGACAUGCGCUACCUGCUGGAGUCCGCCGAGGCGGCCGACGCGCGGCUGGUGUUCCGCCUGGACGCGGGCUGCGGCGCCGCCUACGGCUUCCGCGCGGCCGCUGACCUGCCCUGCCAUAGGAUCGUACUGGCUGCCCGGUCCAGGUUCUUUAGGAGCGUGCUGUGUCGGCGCGCGGGCGCGGGCGGCGGCGCGGCGGCGUGGUGCGUGGACGAGAAGGUGCUGCCGCGGCGCUUCGCGAGGGCACUGCUGCAUGCUGCUUAUACUGAUACUGUGGAUCUAAGUCUGAUAGGUCGUAACUCCACGUCUCCGUCUUCCACCAACAGCACCGGCAGUGGCAACGCGUGGUCGGGUGUAUCUCGCGGCGGCUCGCGUCCCGUCACGGCGGCCAUGCUAGAUGACGCCUUCCAACUAUAUGAGAUCGCCAGGUUCGUAGAGAUGCCGAUAGUGGUGCAAGGCUGCGAGGACGCGAUCGUGGAGGCCCUGACGCCCGACAGCUUGCCGCACGUGCUGCGCUGGGCCGCACAGCCGCACGCCUCGCACUGGGUGCACAGACAAGCGAUGCGGUACUUGCGCGACGAGUUCCCCACGAUAAUGUCGGGCAGCAGCUGCGGCCGCAUCCCCACCAGCGCGCUGUGCGAGGCACUAGCGUCGCCCUUCCUGCAGGCCAGCGAGCCCCAGGCGCUGCGGGCGCUGCUGCGCUGGGCAGCCGCCGCCCGCCCCGACCCGCCCCCGCGAGAAUCAGGCCUAGUGUGGGCUCGAGCGCAGUCGGUGGGUCGGCGCGGCGGGCGGCGGCGCGACGCCGGCGACGCCGCACUGCGCGACGCGCUGGCGCCGCUCGCGCCGCUGCUGAGGCUGGAGCACCUGCCGCCCGACCAUGAGCUGUUGCAGCAGGUGGUCCGUCGCGGCAUAGUGGCUAUGGGCGCGGGCGAGGGCGCGGGCACGGCGGCCGCGUGGCUCGGCCGCGGCUCCUACCGCCCGCCCCGCUGCUUCCUGCCUUACUUGGACGAGCUGAAGGCGUUACUAGAGGACCAAGCGGUGCCGGAAGCGGAGCUGUCCCGCGCGAGACGCGAGCGCUACCUGCAUCGGAUACCCGACACCUUGUAUAUGGUGGCAGCGGCGCGGUCAUGCCCCCCGCGCUCGGCCCCCGCGGCGGACACGGGCGGCGCCCGCGCCUGCGUGUCCCCGCGCGUGCUGGCGGCGCUGCGGGCCCGCACCCGCCUGCUCCGCGCCGCGCCCCCCGCCGCGCGGGCCCUCGCGCUGCACGAGGGGGGCAGGGACACUGUGUACAAGCAGAUAGCGCUACGAGCGGUGCGCGAGAUGUCCCUGCCCGACGCGUGCGCAGACCUGCUGCUCGCAGACCUAGACUUAGACAGGGAGAGAGAAGCUGAAGACUGGGAGUCAGUGACGGAGCGCGAGAGACCCUCCGACGAUACCGACCCCGAGCGCUGGCCCGACCAGCCGCCGCUCGACUGCUGCAGCAGGACGCUGAGCGGCAGUGGGUCGCUGCGCUGCGCGUCGGGCGGCAGCGUGCGAGCGCAGCCCGCGCUGCACAUACCCAUCGACAACAGUCGCGCGGGCACGUGCGGGAGACGAGAUGGUGCCUCUAGAUCUGCUGAUGCUGCACUACACAGACAGUCAGUUCCCCGGGCGGCAGGCAGGCCGGCUGGCGCGGCGUUAUCAGCAUGUGUCCCCGACGUGUGCGCGCCCAACGCCAACACGCAUCUGCUCACCGCCCGGGACUACUUCCGACACGCGCCGCCAUGGGAAUACAGUGGUGGAGGAGUUCUACAGCUAGAUUUGGGUGAUGGAGCUACGCAUACACCACGACCAGGCUCUCGAGCUCAGCGGGCGGGCGGCGCUCACGGCAGCCGGCAGCAGCGGGAACACACGCCAGUGUUGCAGGCGAUGUCGUGUCUCCGCAGCCGCGCCGACGACGACGAGCUGAGAGCCGCCAUCGAACUAUCCGUUAUAAGAGCAUACUCGUCCUCCCGCGCCGGCGCCCCACCCCUAGCGGUGUCAGCCUCCCCCCCCCUGGCGCCGGCCGCGCCCCGCGCCCCCGCCCCCGCGGCCCGCGGCUCGGCCACGCUGCCGCACGAGCGACGCACUGCUCAUGCCGCCGUCGCCGCUCUGCACGCGCCGCUGCAUCAGCCUAGUGGUGAGUCAAGGCUGUGGGAUGUUACCGCGGCCCUGGGACAUGAAAGACUUAUGAAGGAACAUGAUGAUUAAUUUAUUUAUGUAUACAAUGUUG